AUGGAGAAACUCAACUCUGAAGAUGGCCAGCUCUUCAUCAAGAAUCUCGCUAGUUUUGUGCGCACUCACGAGAAGGCAUUGGCGAACGCCCUGCAACUGAGACGCCAGUCUUCCAAAAAUGGCCCCUCCACCGGAGCCACGUCCUCGACCCUGGCCGCAGCAUUGUCGUUUGGGCCCCUGAAAUUUACCUCUCAUACUGUCAAGUCUGCAAAACUCACCCUGACUCCCCAUCAUCUAUUCUACUUGCUCUCCCGCUUUGAAGAGCUCUUUAUCCCCGUGGGUCCCAUGAAUGUUCGACUGGAGAACAUUCACACUGAGACUGCCCCCUCCUAUGUCUCCUUUCUGAACCAGCCCCGCCGCUCCCGCGGUGACCGGGACUCCAUCCAUUCUGUAUCAAGCGUGCGUAGUGUCAUAUCGGGCAUGAGCGCUCUGUGGUCCUCCUUUGGUCUGGGUUCCAAGGAUGCCUCCAAGUCCGAGAAGGCCAAGGCUGCCCUCGAGGCUGAUCUGAAGUACCUGUAUUCUGCCUUCACGAAAAUCCCCUGUCUCCGUUUAGCCCCGGACCACCGAGCUCGCCUGAUCCGUGGAUAUGAGGAAUUCCCGUUAGAUACUGCCGUUCCCCUCCAUUGUUUCAAGAACGUGAGCUCUUUGGAGAUCAUCGAUAUAGACUUUCGCUCGUUCUAUGGAUGGGACCGUCUCUCGGAACAACUGCGCACACUGACUCUGAAGAGAGCCAAUAUCGACGACCCGGCGGACCUGCUGACCAGGAUCGUCCUCGAUGACAUUGAUAAACGGAGGCGUCGCUCCUCCAAGUCCCAGCCGUCCCCGGUCCUGGGAUCGAGUAGCAGUGCCACUCAUCCACCACCUGACUACAAAUCCGACAUGGGCAAGUCGAACUCGGCACCCGGCUCCCCCACCGCAGAUUCCGGCCUUGGAACCAGUACGAGUCCCAAGGCGGUGCCCAUGGUCCGAGGGGCUUCGGAGGGUGGACGAGGCCAUCGACGCAGUGGAAGUUAUUCUCCAACCCGCCCGCAGAGUUCGAAACAGGUCGGCUAUCGCCAUUCUCGAGGUCACUCCGUUAAAAUCGCACGUUCCGGCUCCGGGAGUUCGAACUCGAGUGAAGCGUCCACAAGCUACGGCAAUCGAAGUUCCUCGAAUCUCCUGGCAGGCGUUCUACCCCCCACGAAAUGGCGGUUCCUCCGGCAUCUCGGCCUGCCUGAUAACUCCCUGACCUCCAUCACCGCCUCUAGUCUUGCCCCGGUGGCCAAUACUUUGCACUCAUUGGACCUGUCUUCGAAUCAUUUUGGCGAGGUUCCCGACAGCCUAGCAUCUCUGGUAUCCCUGCGGGCGUUGAACUUGUCCAACUGCAUGAUCGAGUCACUGCGUUCCCUGUCCAAGAACCCGUUACCCGCGAUCACCGCGUUGAAUCUUCGUGGAAACCGUCUUUCGUCUCUCGCAGGAAUCGAACGACUCCUCUCGUUGGAACGUUUAGAUCUUCGGGAUAACAAUCUGUCCGAUCCCACGGAGAUUGCUCGACUGACCGGUCUUCCUGAGAUACGGGAGAUCUGGGUGUCAGGCAAUCCGUUCACGAAGACUCACUCUGGUUACCGCGUUACUAUCUUCAACCUCUUUCGCCGUACCCCUGGAUACGCCGAAGAUAUCAUUAUCGACGCGUCUGGUCCGGGGUACAGCGAAAGGAAGCAGUUGGUCGAUCGGGUUGCCGAACCGGAGGCCGCUCCUGUGGUGCGACCGGUCGAUCCCGAGCCUCCGCAGACAGUGAGUAGAGCCUCGGGAUCGGUGCGCCAUGGCCUCCCUCCCAAUGACCAGGAACCACCAGUCUCCGAGAGUCUGGCUCCCGAGUCUCAACAGAACAAUUAUACGGUGGGAUCUAGUCGUCGAAAGAAGGCUCUUCGACGGCGAAUCGUGGAUAUUUCCCGAGAGGAUUCUGCCGCCGCUGGCGAUAAGGCCGCCCGUGUCGAGGCGACUAAGCACACCCUGACCCCUGCCCCGGGUCCGACUGAUCCGUCUGAUCCGUUUAUUGAGACCUCCACUCAGGGCAUGUCCCCCAGGACUGUGCCUCAGCUCGCGACCCCAGAGCCUGUCAAAAGGCAAGUUCCGUAUCCCGUUGAGGCGAACAACAACCGCGAACUUCUCCCUGCUAUCCAAGACCUGGACUGGAAUGUUGACGGAAAUGUCUACCGGCAGAGACUGGAGGCUCUGAAGCAAGAUGUGGGCAGCGGCUGGCUCAGCGUUUUGGGCGAUGAUGCCUGGCAGCCUAAACAACAGAGCAUCGCAGUCCCGUGUUCCGGACCUGGGCUUGAUUCUCCCACCAUUCGACCCGAUCCCAUCACACGGACUCCCAACCAGGUUAUGGUCAGCGGCGGUCGGACCUUGGGCUGA
Rasamsonia emersonii CBS 393.64 is the source of this 2397-nucleotide messenger RNA. RefSeq names its product Leucine Rich Repeat domain protein. Gene Ontology annotation, molecular function: protein kinase binding. The coding region runs from base 1 to 2397 and encodes 798 amino acids. Gene Ontology annotation, cellular component: cytoplasm. The transcript has 2 exons. NCBI's taxonomy places the organism in Eukaryota, Fungi, Ascomycota, Eurotiomycetes, Eurotiales, Trichocomaceae. The record is from RefSeq and is a predicted model, not a curated record.